GCCCCGUGCUUUAUAGGGUAGCUUUGAGUUGGAAUCGACUGUCUGGCAGUGAGUGUGUGUUCUAUAUAGACAAGGAAUGCAAAAAUCUCCCAGCCCCCAAAGAAUUCCCAGUCAUUCAUGUUUUAUUCAGACUUCCGUAAAUCACUUUCAGAAUUUAGCCUUUCCAGCUUAAGAUUUUGUGUGUAAAGGUUUUCCAACUCAAAAAGAGAAAAAUCCACUGUAAUUAGAUAUUGUAAAAAAAAAGAAAAAGAUGAGGUCAAAAAAUGAUUAUACCAAGUUUCAAGUUCACAUGCAAAAUGAUGAAAUUGAAUAUGCUGGAAUUAAUAAUAGCAACUCGAAACACAGAAAAAUCUGUAACAAUCCAAAAAGUUCCAACAGUAAGUCAUUAAAGUAUAAACCAACUCUUGACUAAUGUAAGACAGCAGUUAGUCCAUAGAAGGGCGGAUUAAACAAAGGUAAUUGCUGCUAGAGGCCUGUAAGUGCUUUACUUUCUUCAGGGACAUGUGGUCGUCAACGUGUUUUUGUUUAUAUGUAAUAAGAGUUGUGUGUAAUGAAGUUAUAGGUAAUAAAAGACAAAAAGAUGGAAUCUGAAGUGAGUGUAAGUUUUUAGCUGGAAAAGAUUGUUGGAGCCCUUAGGAGGGGACUACUGAAUCUGAUAAAAAAAACCCAAAAACGCUCUGACCCAUUUGCUCCUGAAAAUAGCAUCACCUGAUAUAAUUAUCUCUUAGAAUCAGUUAAGAUAUUGGACCAGUUCAUGAGAGUCUUCCAGGGAAUAAGUACUCAUAAGCCUUGCUGAGUGUGAGGGAGGGGUAGUAGACAGAAUGGCUUGGUUAACUCCAUGCCCGCUCAAAUUUUUGGUUGAUGGCUCAAAGGGCCAAAUAAGUGACAUGCCUCCCCAGUUCUUUAUAGAGAAUAAUCGAACUUUUUCCCCCUCUUGUGAUGAGAUGUUUUAAUGAGUCCUUGCUGCUGUCUCUUUAGAGGUGCCCUAGGGCAUCUUAAAAGAGAAGGGAUAACUGACUUGGCAGUCUACCUCAGCUUCAUCCCAGCCACUGACAAGGCACCUUCUCAGCCCUUCAGAAGGUUGUUUGAAGGAGCCUGGCUGCAUUCUUUAGGGUGGCUGAGACAGGAUUGGGGACCUCAAAGAGAAACCUGGGUGAAGGAUGGAGUCAUUGUUGCCAGGAGGGCCUCUGUUAGCCACCAGGAGGACCUUGUCACUUGAAAGAACCUCUUUCCUUCCCCUGGAAGUGGAUAGACCCUGGUACCCUGUUAGAACAUGUAGGUAAUGAUGGUCUCCAUCAGACAACGGUAGUCCCUUUCCUCCCCCCACCCCCGAAAGUCUUACAAGCUGUAGAAUUUGAAGAAGAAAGGGAGAAUUAAACCCUUGGUGUAUAUUUGAAAGACAGUCAAUCGUAAGAAAGCGGGCCUGACAUCACUCUUAUUGGCAGUUCUUUAAACCACAAGGUGGGCUUGUGGCAGCGGUGGUCUCCUGAAGGAAUUGGCAUCGAGGCGGCUCUGUUGAGGUGGUCUCUACUAUCGCCACUGAUCUGUGACCCCCAGGUCUCCUGACUAAUACCAAAUUCUGCUGUGAAUUCACUUUUUGACAUUUUUUGUUGUUUUGUUUUCCCUUGGUAAACACAUGUGCAACACAGCUGGCCCGUCGACCAUCUUCACACGAACCCUCCAUUGACAUGAGUGAGGGUCAUCGCGUGGCCCCGCCACCAGCCAUCUGCCCUCCCAGAAGCUCAGGCUCCCCUUAGUCUGGAGUCUCCUUGUCCCUUCUUCCCACGAGUAGCCAAUAUGAACUCACUUUUGACCCUGCCCUAAGCCUAAAUGCAAGACCCACCCACCGCCUGUUGUGUGCCAGGCUCCCCGACUCCCUGCAGGCCUGGGUACCAGAGUGAACCAGAGCAAAGGGCAGUGCUGUGCUGCCUCCUGGAAAGUUCCUGCCUGGUGUCUGGGCGCUGCCAUGUCGAGCCGUGUCGGCCGCCUCUGGCUCCUGUUUAAUAUUCCGCCUGCUCCGCUGAUGUUGUGCUUGGCUCCUGCGGGACUGCAAUGCAUGGCUGCUCCUGGAGCCAGUUUCCUGUCUUCAUCGCCCAGUGUUUUGACUGGAGGCAGACCCAGUUCAGUCCAAUCGGGGCUGGUGGAAACAACGACCAAGCGUCUCUGCUGGCUUGACUUGGGGAGAAGGAAAGUAGAAGGGACCCAGCAUGUUGUAGAGGGCCUGGGCCUGCAGGCACAUGCGGAGGAGAGGCUGGGGGCACUGUGAACCUGAGCUCAGUUGGGAUGAAGGUGGAGACCCCCACCCUCCUGCUUUUUUUCUUUCUUGCUUUCCUUUUUGAUUGAUUAGCAGGUUUCCAUCAAAGGAAACUCUCAGGGGAUUGACUAGAAAAUUGAUUUUUGUUCCCCCUUAUUCAUAGAAAGGAAGCGCAAGGGUUUCAGCCCUGCCUCUAAGCGGUACAUUUUCUGCAGGAAGGUCAUGAGGAGAACUGUGUUUAGGAGGCAAAGCAGCUGUCUCUGAGAGGCUGAGGGGACUGGGAGAACAAUAAGAAAGGGGGUUUUAAAGAACCGCCCCUGAAAUGCAGAUGGCUGCACCCAGAGGCUGAGCUAAUAGCGGUAAGAGAGUUUGCUGAGGUCCUUGGAAAAAAUAAUCAACUGUUUCAGGGCGAAGGGGAGGAUGAGAAGGAAAAGUUUCCUCAAAGCAAAGGAAUGAAGCCCUGGACUGGCCCCUGAUGAAGCCUGCUUUCUCUCCCCUCCCCUCUCUACCCCCACCUCCACCUUUUUUUUUUUCCAGAUCCGAGGCUGUCAGAGAUGACUCUGGUUCUGUCCAUGAAUAGAUUCUGCGAGCCCAUUGUCUCGGAAGGAGCUGCUGAAAUUGCCGGGUACCAGACGCUAUGGGAGGCUGACAGCUAUGCAGGCCCUGGUGGCCCAGGACCAGCGCAAGCCCCUCUGCAGGGAGACCGGGGAGCCGGUCCCCCACUGGCAGGAUCACAUUACCGGGGAAUUUCAAAGCCUCUAACAACAUCCAAGAUCACAUACUUUAAGAGGAAGUAUGUGGAAGAGGAGGAUUUUCACCCACCACUCAGCAGCUGUAGCCAUAAAACCAUCUCGAUCUUUGAGGAGCGAGCCCACAUCCUCUACAUGUCCUUGGAAAAGCUCAAGUUUAUCGACGACCCUGAAGUAUACCUCCGAAGAUCCGUCCUUAUAAACAACUUGAUGAAAAGGAUCCACGGAGAAAUUCUCAUGCAGAAUAACUGGUGCUUUCCCGCCUGCGCUUUCAAUGGCGCCUCUGCCCAAGAAUGGUUUAUGGCUCAAGACUGUCCUUACCGGAAGCGACCACGAAUGGCCAAAGAGGAGUGUGAAAGGUUCCAUGCCUGCUGCUUUUACCAGGAGUGUGGCGGCCACUAUCUAAAUUUACCCCUUUCUGUCAAUGCUAAUAUUGGAAGUGCCUCCACUGUCUCUUCCUCCUCUUCCUCCUCCUCCUCUUCCUCUCCCCCUCUGCCUUUACCAAGUUGUUCCCACCAGGUGGAUUUUGAGGUAGGCAGACCACCUCUGUACAAGAGUGAUGGCCAGCUAUCUGGCAGUGAAGUAUUCAUCACUCCUGCCAGGCCCCUUGGUGUUCAGGAAAAGGCCAAAUUACAUGAUGAGAAAGCCAGUAGUGGCACCGGCAGGGAUGGUGGCCUCCUAAGCCAUGAACCUGUGGGACACGACCUUGCGUUUGAGUGCAAAGGCCAGUUUUACGAUUAUUUUGAGACUGAAUGUCACGAGAAAAACAAUGUGAGUGAGUCUUGGAAAAAGUCCUUGAGGAAAAAGGAGCCUUCGCCGAAUAACAAACUGUGCUGCAGCAAAGGAAGUAAAAUAUGAGCCAUCUUUCCACAGGAACUUUGACGCAUGCACAGCAUGAUCAAUUAGCUCUCAUAAAUUUUAUUUUGAAUGGAUUUUAUAGUUUUGUACAACGGAUGAAAUUAUGCCAGGAACACGCCGUGUCGUUUUAAUGCCUGGAGAGCAGAUUGCAUAAAACAUCUGUAUAGGAGGCAUCCAAGAGCGACUCAACCAAUGUGGUGGUGUUAGCGAGAAGGCAGCUUGACGUCAUGCUUGAACGUAUCUGUCUUCGUUUUCUCACUGAAAAGAUCAGUAGAUUAGAUUGGGAAGGGCGGACAAUGUGCCCUUGUGAUAUUUCCAUUGCUUCACACCCCGCCCCCUUCCAUCCCUGCAAGGAGCCUGUCACUAGUUAAGAUCCAUCGACAUGUUUGCCAAUGAAUUAGGUAGUGAUUUGGUGAGCAGAUCGAUAUAACCAGCAAAGGAAGCCUGCUGCUUCUUUAUGAUACAGUAUUUUUUUUUUUUUUGCCUGAACAAAUGCCUGAAGACGGGGCACUAGAUGACACAGCUGCAGCGUGCUGUUCAGUGUUUGUAAUUCACCGUCUCGUGUGACAGAUGAAAUGGGAUGGAACGCAACGAGCACACCUGUCUAGCGGUGGCAAUCCACAAUCCACAGCGAGGGCAAUCCCUGCAAGUUCCUGGCUAGCCUGUGAUGGGUGAGGAGGCGUUUAGAGAGGCGUUAUACAGGGCGAAUUUUGGUGCCUUACUUGAUCUUAAUUUUUGCCAGUGUGAAAAUUAAGGGUAAAUCAAGAGUUACAGCAGGGAUUUAACACACAGAAAAAAAAAAUUUUAACACACGCACACACACAGGGUGGAUCCAUAUUGUUUGAAAACUUUGAACUAUUGCAUUCAACUUUUGAUUCAACAUCUCUGUUCUCCCUAAAUUUAUGUUUCGAUGCCCAGUCACUUUGGGAUCUGACGUGUUUGGAAAGGGGCGAUGGGGACAAUAGAGAGAGCUGUUAGAGACCAGCUUCACGGCUUCAGCGUUUCUGUGGCCACGAUCGGUUGCUGGGGUUUGGGUUUCUUUGGGGGUUUUGGUUACUCCGUUUCAUUCUGUUUCACUGUCCGAUGGAGUCCAUGGACCCGUGGCAUGCUUUAUACUUUACCCUGGUUUUGCAACAUUUCACUCCUUGAGCUUAUCGGCGCAUGUGAUUUUUUUUUUAAUAUGAUGACGUUUGCUGUUGAUUAAGAAGCACAAUGUUAAUAAAUGAUGUGGUAAUCGAUAAGGUUUGAUCUUAAAGAAUGUAAAGACUAGUUUGGGCAGAGUUAUUUUGGAGAAAUGGGACUGGCACAUUUGGCCAUCGUUUUCCUCAGUAUUUCUUUGAUGCGUACGUCCAUACGCAUGUUCAGAGUUCCCCUCUGACCACCCCCACCCCCACCCCCACUCUCCAGCCAGCCCCUCCUACUAACGUGUGUUCCCCUUCGAAAGCUCACUGACUGACUCUGGCUUCCUUAAAACAAGGCUUCCCGGGAACCAAAUGCCAAAUGGAGGGGAUCACAAAGUCCUCCCAGUUUCUCCAAGAUAAAAGCUUUGUUAUUAUUGCUGUCAAUAUUGAAUAUCGGUCUCAUUCAUACAGUGUAUGAGUAGGGUCAUCCUUUUGGACAAGUGUCCACAGGACCAAUUUUUAAUCCGUGUUCUUGUGUUAUAGCUAACUAGUCUAGGAAUGUUUGUUCUUUAUUUUCAAUAUUUGAUAAACAUUUGAUGGUGGAAACCUAGGUGAUAGAUGCUUGUAUAUGAAUGUGUUGUAAUAAAGUGAGGUUUUCUUGAUAUAUAUUUAUUAAAAUGAUCAAAAUUCA
Messenger RNA from Echinops telfairi (small Madagascar hedgehog), 5673 nucleotides. RefSeq names its product SERTA domain containing 4 (gene SERTAD4). The record is from RefSeq and is a predicted model, not a curated record. Gene Ontology annotation, cellular component: nucleus. The transcript is spliced from 3 exons. Bases 2809 to 3861 code for a protein of 350 amino acids. NCBI's taxonomy places the organism in Eukaryota, Metazoa, Chordata, Mammalia, Afrosoricida, Tenrecidae.